This is a messenger RNA of Pollicipes pollicipes, 1019 nucleotides long. RefSeq names its product muscarinic acetylcholine receptor DM1. The transcript is spliced from 3 exons. Gene Ontology annotation, cellular component: synapse; plasma membrane; dendrite. Gene Ontology annotation, molecular function: G protein-coupled acetylcholine receptor activity; G protein-coupled serotonin receptor activity. Gene Ontology annotation, biological process: G protein-coupled receptor signaling pathway, coupled to cyclic nucleotide second messenger; adenylate cyclase-inhibiting G protein-coupled acetylcholine receptor signaling pathway; chemical synaptic transmission. The coding region runs from base 219 to 1019 and encodes 266 amino acids. The record is from RefSeq and is a predicted model, not a curated record. Lineage: Eukaryota; Metazoa; Arthropoda; Thecostraca; Pollicipedomorpha; Pollicipedidae.
GUGACUCGGGAGACUCCGGGUGACUCAGGUGCCGGCGUCUUCGGGUGACUUGGGCGCCUCCGCGUGACUCAGGAGAUUCCGUGUGACUCGGACGAUGCUGGGUGACUCCGGGUGACUCAGGAGACUCGGCGCGGCUCAAGUGGCGUUGCCUGACGAGCGGUAACACCUGCGCUACACGACUAGGCCGAGACGAGCAGUGACAGAUUCAGCGGGUUGAGAUGGAGGACAGCAGCGUGCCGUGGUCAGUGGGCACCACCGUCACGGCACUGGUCACGGCCGACACCGUCAACAGGAGCUCCCUCACCAACGGCACCGACUCCGAGCUGAGCGCCAUCUACUCGGCCACGCAGACGGUGCUGAUCGUGUUCGUGGCCGGCGUGCUCAUCGCCAUCACCGUCGUCGGCAACAUCAUGGUGAUGGUGUCCUUCCACAUCGACAAGCAGCUGCAGACCAUCAGCAACUACUUCCUCUUCAGCCUGGCCGUGGCCGACUUCGCCAUCGGCCUGAUCUCGAUGCCGCUCUACACCGUGUACCUGGUGAUGGGCCGCUGGGUGAUGGGCCCGGUCGUCUGCGACACGUGGCUGGCGCUCGACUACCUCGCCUCCAACGCUUCCGUGCUCAACCUGCUCAUAAUCAGCUUCGACCGCUACUUCUCUGUGACGCGGCCGCUGACGUACCGAGCGCGGCGCACCAACCGGCGCGCGGCGGCCAUGAUUGCCAGCGCCUGGGGCGUCUCGCUCGUCCUCUGGCCGCCCUGGAUCUACGCCUGGCCAUACAUCGAGGGUCAGCGCACCGUGGAGCCGCACGAGUGCUACAUCCAGUUCCUGGAGACGAACCACUACUGGACGUUCGGCACGGCCAUUGCCGCCUUCUACCUGCCCGUGCUCAUCAUGUGCGGGCUCUACUACCGCAUCUGGCUGGAGACGGAGCAGCGGCAGCGCGACCUCAGCCAUCUGCAGGCCGGCAAGAACAACAGCAGGCGUUCUAACUCCAGGUCAGGACUCCAGCACGCGCUCUGA